This is a messenger RNA of Phoenix dactylifera (date palm), 1348 nucleotides long. Its product is annotated as protein Barley B recombinant. Gene Ontology annotation, molecular function: sequence-specific DNA binding; DNA-binding transcription factor activity. Gene Ontology annotation, biological process: response to ethylene. Gene Ontology annotation, cellular component: nucleus. NCBI's taxonomy places the organism in Eukaryota, Viridiplantae, Streptophyta, Magnoliopsida, Arecales, Arecaceae. The record is from RefSeq and is a predicted model, not a curated record.
AUCGUGGAUUUAAAAGGCUAAUAAAUUACAAAAAGAUCUUUUUUUUCUUUCCCCCUCUUAUCUCUCUCUAUCAGGCCGCUGCAAAGAACCCUAGAGGCAACUCUUUCCAAAUAACGGCGUGGAGAAGGCAAUGUGGUAGAUCGACUGAUUGAAAUCGGUAGAAAAAUUUGAUCUUUUUGGUGUUUUUUUAUUGAAUCUCCGGGUAGUUCUUUUGGCUCGGCCGGUAUGGAUGAUGAAGGUGGGUUGGGCAUUCGGAAUUGGGGCUACUAUGAGCAGCCCUCGAAGGGGAACCUAGGGCUGCAGCUCAUGUCCUCGAUGGUGGAGCGUGAUACGACGAAGCCCUUGCUAUCAAACGGGGGGUUCCUCCAUCGGGAAUGCAGCAUGGUCGUCGAGCCGUCGGUCCCAAUGGACUUCGUGAGGGAUGGGUGGAUCCACCACAAUAGGGACAACAAGAUCCUCCAUGUGCUGCCGGCGAACCAUCACCACCCCAAUUAUGGUAUGCUCCCUGAUCCCCCCGGCGCCCACACCUUCCAUAUGCUGCAGCCGCCUGAGCCACCCAAGGAUGACAAGGUCCCAAUGAUGGAGGACCCUGGAAGCAGAAAUGAGACUCCUUUGAAGAAGAGAUCCCAGGGCCGCUCGCUCAAAUCCCCGAAGCCUAAGAAACCAAAGAAAGUUGCUGCUCCGAGAGACGGAGCCACCAAUGGUUCAGUUUCGCGUGGGAAGGCGGGGAAGAAGAGCACUGGGUUGGUUAUUAAUGGGAUUGAUCUGGACAUCUCGGGAAUUCCUACUCCAGUUUGCUCUUGCACAGGCAGACUGCAACAGUGCUAUCGGUGGGGUGUGGGAGGGUGGCAGUCGGCAUGCUGCACCACUAGCAUCUCAUGUCACCCCCUCCCAAUGAGCACCAAAAGGCGGGGGGCACGCAUUGCCGGCCGGAAGAUGAGCCAGGGUGCGUUCAAGAAGGUGCUGGAGAAGCUUGCAGGAGAAGGGUAUAAUCUUUCUAAUCCAAUUGACUUGAGGACUUUCUGGGCCAAGCAUGGGACCAAUAAGUUUGUGACUAUCAGGUAAAGAUGUACACUGUCUGGCUUUGGUGAGGCUUCACCUCUGCAUUUGGUCUGCUUCUCCUAUGUAUAUAUAUCCGUGUCCUUUUGCAGAGGUACUCUGAAUAGAUUGUAGCCAGUUUUCUUUAUCAGCCAUAUUUACAUGCUUUUUGAGGUUCAGAUGUUGGAGUUAUAUGGAUAUGUUGAUGUCUUCCUUUCUAUUUACAGCUUGUAGGUUUCAGAGAAACAGUGCUGUCUCAUUUAGAUGGCUUUUCAAUUAAUGGAUAGAAAUUUUUCUUCCCUUCUUUUCA